Sphaerodactylus townsendi is the source of this 2036-nucleotide messenger RNA. RefSeq names its product RAB2A, member RAS oncogene family (gene RAB2A). The transcript has 8 exons. The record is from RefSeq and is a predicted model, not a curated record. Lineage: Eukaryota; Metazoa; Chordata; Lepidosauria; Squamata; Sphaerodactylidae. Bases 350 to 988 code for a protein of 212 amino acids. Gene Ontology annotation, cellular component: Golgi apparatus. Gene Ontology annotation, molecular function: GTPase activity; GTP binding.
CGGGUCGACGGCGAAGGAGGCUGCGUGACGUCGCUGAAACGAUCGAAAGCCUCGCGCCUGUUAUUGUUCCUGCUCCCGUGAGCCGCCUCAGGAAGCUUUUUCACACCUUGAAGGACACGGAAGGAGUGACAAAGCGGCGCGAGGCAGCGCGUAAAGGGCUGGCGUGGGAGGCUGCCGUUGAGAACGUUCGGUAGUUUAAAAAAAAGGGGGGGGUCAGGGUCGCUGAGCGUUUCGAAUCCUCUGCGGCGCGAGCCCUGACACCGAGGGGGCGGGGCAAACAGCGCUUCGUCACUGAGGAACGAGCAGCCGGAGAGGAAGAGGAGCCAGAGGCGUCGCGGGUUGGAAGGACAUGGCCUACGCGUAUCUCUUCAAGUAUAUCAUCAUUGGCGACACAGGUGUUGGAAAGUCAUGUUUAUUGCUGCAGUUUACAGACAAGAGAUUUCAACCAGUGCAUGACCUUACUAUAGGUGUAGAAUUUGGUGCUCGGAUGAUAACAAUUGAAGGGAAACAGAUAAAACUUCAGAUAUGGGAUACGGCUGGGCAAGAGUCUUUCCGUUCCAUCACAAGGUCAUACUACAGAGGGGCAGCAGGAGCUUUAUUAGUGUAUGAUAUUACAAGGAGGGACACUUUUAACCAUUUGACAACAUGGUUAGAAGAUGCUCGUCAGCAUUCCAAUUCCAACAUGGUCAUUAUGCUCAUUGGAAAUAAAAGUGAUUUAGAGUCCAGACGAGAAGUGAAAAAAGAAGAAGGUGAAGCAUUUGCACAAGAGCAUGGGCUUAUCUUUAUGGAGACAUCUGCCAAAACUGCUUGUAAUGUAGAAGAGGCAUUUAUUGAUACAGCAAAGGAAAUCUUCCAAAAAAUACAAGAAGGAGUCUUUGACAUUAAUAAUGAGGCAAACGGCAUUAAGAUCGGCCCUCAGCAUGCUGCUACUAGUGCAACACUUGCAGGCAAUCAGGGAGGACAACAAGCUGGUGGUGGCUGCUGUUGAACCUGUUUUUACUUAUUAGCUGCCUGAUGGGGCCUACUAACUUGUUUCACCCUCCCUCGCUCAAUUUCAGCUAUGACAUGAAAUUAUUGUAAGAAGGCAUCAUGUUGCGGAAGACUUUAUUCUUCAGAUUCUUGUACAACUUUGAAUAAAUGGUUAAUGUUCACUUAAAGACAGGUUUUGGAGAUUGUAUUCAUAUCUAUAUUUCCAUUUGAUUUCUAAGUCAAUUGAUGUGAUUAUUUUUGUUAAAUGUUGUCUUGUGCCCUUGACUACGAACUGUAUUAAACACUACAAAGUCAUCUGAGUAUUUUAAUCAGUUUGUGUAGUUAGGUUGCCCAACUAUUGUGGUUACCUAAUGUUUAAUAUUGUAGAACUGUCCUCAAGUUUUGUCACUUUUCAAGGCUCUAAAGAAAAACAGAAGGACUCUUAAAUCUGUAUUUAUCAUUUACUUUCUGUAUAUAUAGUUUAAUAACCUGCUUGGGUGUAUUUGCCAAGCUAUAAUUCUUUAAUGCAUUUGCAUAAAUCCUAUACUAUUUAGAGCUUGGAAGUAUGGAAGCAUUAUUAGAAAUUGCUUGGACGCUGAAUUUUAAACUUUAUUGACAUUGUUAGCAUGUUCAUCUUCUAGUCAUUACCCCAGAGUCCAAAAAAUGCUUUAUGUAUAUUAUUAUAAGCUUCAUAUGCAUUACCUAUUUUAAUGCCAAAUGUUUGCUAAUUGCUCACAAAUUCCACAGCUCCUCUUUAGAAAUGGAUUAGCUGUUUGCCUUAAUUAUGUAGGUUAAAACAUACUAUAAUGAUCAAAAAUACAGGAAGUAUUGAAACUCAUAAAAUGGCACAUUAUGAGGACUUUAAUCUUUCUAAAAACAUUUUAUUUGCCUCUUCCUUUCCAGGUAUGUUUUCAUUAAGGACAGUUUUUCAACUUAGCUGUACAGUGAUUGUGUAAAGUUUUUUCUUUUUUGGGUUUUUUAGUGAAAACUUGUAAUCUUAAUAUGGUAAGCAUCUUGUCUGUUGUGAAGGGGGUGUGACAAUAAAACUGCCAGAGUGAAAAUCCUGA